This is a messenger RNA of Gloeophyllum trabeum ATCC 11539, 1461 nucleotides long. Its product is annotated as HAD-like protein. Gene Ontology annotation, molecular function: phosphoprotein phosphatase activity. The coding region runs from base 1 to 1461 and encodes 486 amino acids. The record is from RefSeq and is a predicted model, not a curated record. NCBI's taxonomy places the organism in Eukaryota, Fungi, Basidiomycota, Agaricomycetes, Gloeophyllales, Gloeophyllaceae. The transcript is spliced from 8 exons.
AUGGCCUCCAAGUCAAAGCGCACUCUCCCUCCCUUGAAGUCUUCGGCGCAGGCGUCAUCGUCGUCUACCACCCCGCCUCCCCGAGAGCAGCCUGCUGAUGCACCUACAACAUCGCCGCCAGCAGCGAACUCGUCGGCGUCUACCCCGCCGUCGAACUUACGUUCACUAGAUUUCGAGACCACGGGCACGGAUAUCCCCACGUCGCUCACGAAGACCGCUGAAUCUGAGACAGCGCAGGGUCAGAGAGAGGAUGGAGGUCAGCCGAGAGAGCGCACGGGCGCGCGGUCGUCGAAGGAUUCAUUGUCCAGCAUUGAGCGGCGGAGGCGGAUGCUGAGUAGGGUGACCUUGGCUAUCCUGCUGUUCGCCAUGGUAGCAGAGGGGGCGUAUAUGGGGCGCGAGUGGGAGGCGGAGGAGCUCAAGGAGAAGAAGAUGACACCAGAGACGGCGCCAUCGACGCGAUGGGGACGGACAAAGGCACGAUUCUGGGAAUUCUUCGGUGUAUUCUCGGAACCGCAGUGGCCUGAGCUUCUCCCGCCGCCUCUCCCUGCACCACACCAAAAACCCUACACCCUCCUCGUAUCGUUAGAAAACCUUCUUGUUUGGAGUACAUGGGACCGUCAGCACGGCUGGCGAACAGCAAAACGUCCCGGCGUGGACUAUUUCCUUGCCUACCUCUCACAAUUCUAUGAAAUUGUAGUGUUCACGACAGAUCCUAGUUAUACCGCAGCGCCUAUAGUCGAGAAAUUAGACCCAUACAAUAUGUUCAUAACGUAUAAACUAUUCAGGGAGGCAACGCGCAUGGUUGACGGUGUCGCUGUCAAGGACCUGUCAUACCUGAACCGGCCACUUGAGAAAGUAAUACUCCUCGACACACACCCUGAACAUGUCAAGACGCAUCCGGAGAACGCGAUUAUCCUGAAGCCGUGGAAGGGCGAAAAGGGCGACAAGGGAUUGAUUGCCAUGAUACCUUUCCUCGAAUCCAUAGGAAUCUACAAGCCGCCGGAUGUGCGCCCGAUCCUGCAGGCCUACGCCGGGAAGGACAUCCCUAUCGAGUACGCGAAGAAGGAGGCGGAAUUGAAGGCGAAGCAUGUCGCCGAGUGGAAGGAGAAGCACAAGCAUGGCGCUGGGGUGGGGGCGUUCAAGCUCAGCAAUUUGUUCGGAGGCAGCUCGAACAACACCUCCCCCAUCCCGCCUACGUACCUCGAGCAAAAGCGCGCAGAGGCGCAGGCGAUCUACAAGGAGGAGCAGGCGUACAUCGCGUCGCACAAGGAGGAGUUCGACCGGCUGCUGGAGGAGGACAGGAAGGCGAUGGCGCGGGAGAUGAGCGGGAGCCUGUGGGGCGCGAUCGGGAAGAUGGCGGGUGUGCCGCCGCCGCCGAUGUCGGAGGAGCAGGCAAAGCAGUCGCAGGCGGCGGCGCAGGGGCAGAUUGUGCCCGUACAGGAUGGUGCAGCGAAGGCGUAG